AUGCCCAGUAACCCAAUCAUGACAGCUACAGGAGAGAGAAGGCAGUGGACCAACUAUGGAAAGUACCCAAUGGUUGAGGCAGGGAAUAUCCUGCACAAGACUGAGGCACCUACUAUGAUGAUUACUUGGAUCAGAACUGGAAAGAAUGUGACUCACAAGUUCCAGCAAGAAGUAGCCCGGAAAAGAUCUUGGGAUGGGGACGCUCCUGUUGCUACAGAGCAUGAUAAGGGGAAGACGGCUCCAGGGGACAUGGACAAACGGGGGAAGGAGAAGGAUAACAAGGAUGAGGGGAAGGACUCGCUGAGAAAGACGAGCCUACCUAGCCCCGAAAAGCCCGAGGCGACAUGUACUUAUCGCUACGGUGGUCACAAGCACCUGACUCAGCAAGGCCGACGGGGAAUUUCUGACAACCUCCAACCCUGCCUGGUUUCUGCAGCUUGCAGUACCCCAGAAAGAGGAACGUCACAGGACUACUAUUAA
Molecule: messenger RNA, 480 nt
Organism: Clonostachys solani
Lineage: Eukaryota; Fungi; Ascomycota; Sordariomycetes; Hypocreales; Bionectriaceae
Source: the annotation of a GenBank genome assembly